This is a messenger RNA of Eremothecium sinecaudum, 2442 nucleotides long. It is a transcript of the gene STE5, whose product is annotated as Ste5p. NCBI's taxonomy places the organism in Eukaryota, Fungi, Ascomycota, Saccharomycetes, Saccharomycetales, Saccharomycetaceae. The coding region runs from base 1 to 2442 and encodes 813 amino acids. The transcript has a single exon. The record is from RefSeq and is a predicted model, not a curated record.
AUGUUUGCAUCUAAGGAUAUGUCCCUUUCGAUGAUAACGAAUCUGGGUGCUUCUGUACAGAAUGCAGCGCCUAGCACCCCUUCGACCAAAACUGUGUUCUUUUCCAGCGGUUCAUCCCCUGCACCAUAUCCUACUCCUAGAAGUGGGAAACGUUGGACAGAACGACUGAACUUGAAGAAACGUCGAGGAAACAAUAGUAACGGCGGCAUUCCAUACUUGAGUCCAGAAUAUUCCUCGCCUGCUUUGACGGUUACAGCCUCACCUGGGCCAGAUUUUCCUCAACGUUCAACAUCUAUACCAACACCUCCAAGAUUUCAACUUGAGGAACAGUAUCGAUCUUCUAGUUCUGGGGGAAAGGGGUUUUCUCCAGUGUUAGGACCUCAAAGAAGUACGGAUUUUAUGUCCUCAUCCAAGAAAUCGAUUGUGAAGGCUAAGUGUUGCGUUUGUGAUGAGUCCGUCUCCACUAGGUCAUAUGCGGAACGUAUUAUAACUCUUGAGUGCGACCAUUCAUGUCAUGAAAACUGCCUUUUAGUUUCGCUAGAUGAUACUGUGGAUUUGUCUUCCUCUGGAAUGUACGGUAAUGAUAAUAUCUAUUCAGUUUUCCCAAGCUGUAUGGCUUGCAGCAGCAAAUCCAUUGAAAGUAAAUGUAUACCGAAAGAUGAGUCGCUGCGUGAUGCUUUAAUUUCGAAUUACCUGCUUAGUCGCAGUAAAACCUUCCCUACAGAAGCCUCUGCGAAACUUCCACUGGUCAAUAAAGAACAGCAGCAUCAAUAUAAGCCGCUUGGUAGUCCUUUUAUGGCUCAAGGUAUAUCUGAUAGAAAGCCAAAGGGAAACCAUCGUAUUUCCAGUCUUGUGUCUGCUGAGACUUCAUCGUUGAUAUCAACUAUGAGACUAAAUGAGACAGGGGAGCAAUCGCAGAUAGCUUUGGCUUUAAAAAGGACGUAUUUUGUUCAGUCUUUAACAGUUAACUUUCCUGAAUGGAAAGUUGAUUCUGAAUUUGGCCUGUUGAGACUUGUUGAUAAAAUGGAAAUAUCGAGAACCUCUGAUACUGGUGAUUAUGAGGAAGUAAUAUGUUACCUUUUUGAAGAUAAGCUCGUAGUAGGCUCAAUUGAAGAAUUGCCGCCAAAUACUAUCAUAGGUUUGAAGUUUAAGACUGUUAGUACCUAUCUAUUAUCUCAAUUUAAGAUUGACACUCCAAACUCGUCAAUCCUGAAGCUGUCAAUUAAAGGUGGGGUUUUAUUCUUGAGGGAAUGCUCGGUGUCUAACUCAACCCAAGUUCUGGAAAAAUGGAUCACAGCGUUCUUAAAUCCGGAUCUUACGUUUUAUUCAUCCUCUUUUACCUCCACUCUGCCCUAUUCUGCGGAAUUAUUGGCCGAUUGUGGCCCUCGUUACAACAAUAUAAAAACUUUGACAGGUGGACUGCAUGACAGUGUCAUUGUACGGCGAAGUAUGUAUUAUGGCAAUAGUGAGAAGCAUGCCACUAUUGGAACCAUGAAGACAAACAUAAGCUCGAUUUUGUCUUUAAAAAGAAGACAACCGGACCAAUUGUGCAUUAUAUUCCAAAUUGACCAAACUAAGUUACGUGAUACAGACUUAAAGACCAUGCUUAAUACAAUUAAUGCUGUGUUAUGGAAGUUUGAAUCAGCCAAAGUGUGUCUAGUGGACAGAAAUGGACUUCUGGUAACCGCCACUUCAUUGAAGGAAUAUGCUCAAACCGUCUUGACGAACUUAAACUCUAUAUUGGACAAUAAUUCAUCCAAUAAAGUAUUCAACCCUAACGAUUUGUACCAUCAGUUGUACGGAAAUAAAAAAAUGGACAAUAUAGCAGUCGCAAUAUUAUCGAAUUCUUCAAUGGAAUCCUGUAAGUCUGCCCUAUUAAUGGAUUACUCGGCAUUUUGCAAUAAUGGGAAAAGAAAUCCUAAUGAGUUGAAGGUUAAAGUCGGUUAUCUAAAUACCGACUACUCUGAUAAAGUUUAUGAACUCGUUGAAACUGGUGGUUGGGCUGAUGUACUGGAAGUCUUGUGUUACUCAUUCAAUAUAACAUUUGAGCAAGAAUAUUCUGAUGGAGAUGAUUAUGAAGACGAUGAUGAUUACCUCACAGAAAAAGAAUACGAAGAUCACAACAUAACACCGACAACUGAGACCGAUGUUUCACCUUUGGAACAGCAGCUUAUUGAUAAUUCAGGUAUUCCUAGUCUCAGCAUAGCACAUCGGGAAUCUCAAGGGCUAAUUACUACCACUUCAGAACAUUCUCAUUGGAGUCUUAAGUCCCGCCCAUCAUCUAUUCCUCUACCACAUGAACCUAUUGAUAAUGCUGCUGCGAAUCGGGGUUGGUCAAUUCUAUUCAAUGACUUGGAUAAUGCGCUGAAUGAGGUCAUGACAACUGUUGCGACACCAACUAGUUCGAAAAGUAAUCCAGUAACGAACUACGAAUACUUAUAG